Messenger RNA from Fomitopsis serialis, 1104 nucleotides. RefSeq lists its product as uncharacterized. NCBI's taxonomy places the organism in Eukaryota, Fungi, Basidiomycota, Agaricomycetes, Polyporales, Fomitopsidaceae. The record is from RefSeq and is a predicted model, not a curated record. The transcript has 3 exons. The annotation marks the transcript as partial.
CUCAUCGAUGUGGGCACAGCUGCUCAUGAGUACAGUUGGUUGCGUUCACGAUCUUUGCAUGUGUGUCGUUCAGAUUUAAGAUGUCGGCGUCCUGGACUCGGCUCCCUCUGGAACUUGACCGACGGCAGCUAUUGCUUGUUGAGGACUGCUAGUGCUACCAGUUCGCAGGCCGCGAUCGACUGGUCAGGAUGCCAGCCCCAUUGUCGACAGUCAGCCUCAGAAUGCUUAAAAGCCGAGCGCAUCGCACACCGACGCCUUGUGUCCGUUUGCUUUCGCUCCGCUGCUAUCCUCAAGUCCUCAAGCUUCAAGGCCUCCGAACACUCCAAGUUCAACAUGCCGCCUGCUCUUAGUGCUUCCAGUUCGGCGGCCUCGUCUCCCGGCAAUGCUACUGCUGUUCUUAUGUGCAAUCCGCUACCGCCACAGCAUCACCCCCAAGCUGCUCUCGUUUCACAAUCUGCUCGCUGCCUGGUUUCCGUCGUCUGCGGCGUCGCGCUCUUCCGGAUACUAAGACAGUGCCUCGCGUUCAAGAGGCAGCUGGCGAAGAAGAAAGGAGAGCGGUCUAUACGCCCCUUUGUGUUGCGCUCGGGGUCGAGCACGGUCGGGCUCGUCGCGGGCUCCCAGGGCCCGAAGCCGCUCUUGCUUCCGACGAUGUCCACGGUCAGGUCUUCGCGCGGCAAACGUCCCUGGCUAGCAAGUUCCUCGGGAAGUGGGGGGCUACCCACGUCCAGCAGGUCAACAGCUCCGACGUUGAGAGCGCCCCGAGCCCCACUCUCGUCGACUCAGACUUCGAGGAGAAGCUCAAGGGCCACCUCACGCCCAACUGGACCCCCCGGCAGCUGUACGGCUUUCCCGCGCGCACGACGCCCGUCCCGCGUUUCUAUCAUCCCGGUCACGGUCACAGAGUCAAAGCCCCUGGCAGCGAUGAUCUCUGAAGACCUCCUGGCGCGCGACUUGAAGCUCGAGUGCAACCCCGACGAUGAGUUCUCCGUCGACAUCGUCGAGGUCUCCCCGUCGACUCCGGCUCCGCGUUCGGAUCCCUGGGCGCGCCCGUCGACCCCGCGUCCGCGGUGCCGGCCAUCGUCGUGCACGACUGCAGCCGACCUG